Saccharomyces eubayanus is the source of this 1104-nucleotide messenger RNA. It is a transcript of the gene APN1, whose product is annotated as DNA-(apurinic or apyrimidinic site) lyase APN1. Gene Ontology annotation, molecular function: zinc ion binding; DNA binding; DNA-(apurinic or apyrimidinic site) endonuclease activity. The coding region runs from base 1 to 1104 and encodes 367 amino acids. The transcript has a single exon. NCBI's taxonomy places the organism in Eukaryota, Fungi, Ascomycota, Saccharomycetes, Saccharomycetales, Saccharomycetaceae. Gene Ontology annotation, cellular component: mitochondrion; nucleus. The record is from RefSeq and is a predicted model, not a curated record. Gene Ontology annotation, biological process: base-excision repair.
AUGUCCUCAAAAACUAGUUUUGUUAGAUCUGCUGUUUCAAAAUAUAAAUUCGGUGCCCAUAUGUCGGGGGCCGGUGGAAUUUCAAAUAGUGUAACAAAUGCAUUUAACACUGGUUGUAAUUCCUUUGCCAUGUUUUUAAAAUCUCCAAGAAAAUGGGUGUCUCCACAGUAUACACAAGAGGAAAUAAACAAAUUCAAGAAAAAUUGUGAAACUUAUAACUACAAUCCACUAACUGAUAUCUUACCGCACGGCCAAUAUUUCAUUAAUUUAGCUAAUCCAGAUAAGGAAAAGGCUGAAAAGAGUUAUGAAUCGUUCAUGGAUGAUUUAAAGAGAUGUGAGCAAUUGGGCGUUGGUCUCUAUAACCUACAUCCAGGUUCUACCUUAAAAGGCGACCAUCAAUUGCAAUUGAAGCAAUUGGCCUCAUACUUGAACAAAGCUAUCAAAGAAACAGAAUUUGUCAAGAUUGUAUUAGAAAAUAUGGCGGGUACCGGGAAUCUGGUAGGAAGCUCCUUGGUAGACUUAAAGCAAGUUAUCGGAAUGAUUGAAGACAAAUCAAGAAUAGGUGUUUGUAUAGAUACCUGUCAUACCUUUGCCGCAGGCUACGAUAUAAGUACCACUGAGGCAUUCCACAAUUUUUGGAAAGAAUUCGACGAUGUAAUAGGAUUCAAACAUCUAAGCGCUAUUCAUUUGAACGACUCUAAGGCCCCACUUGGCGCAAAUAGAGAUUUGCACGAACGCUUGGGUCAAGGUUACUUGGGCAUCGAUGUCUUUAGGAUGAUUGCCCAUUCCAAGCAUCUUGAGGGUAUUCCAAUUGUCUUGGAGACUCCGUACGAGAAUGAUGAAGGCUAUGGGAAUGAAAUCAAACUGUUAGAGUGGUUGGAAUCCAAGAGUGACAGUGAAUUGCUAGAAGACAAAGAGUACUUAAAUAAAAAUGAGACACUACAGAAGUUGGGUGCUAAGUCGCGUAAGGAACAAUUAGAUAAGUUUGAAGUAAAACAGAAAAAGCAAGCGGGAGGUCCCAAAAGAAAAAGAGCUACUGCUGAAUCAAAUAAUAAUGACAUCUUAUCUCAAAUGGUAAAAAAAAGAAAAGUUAAGAAAGAAUGA